Molecule: messenger RNA, 1552 nt
Organism: Ctenopharyngodon idella (grass carp)
Lineage: Eukaryota; Metazoa; Chordata; Actinopteri; Cypriniformes; Xenocyprididae
Product: IGFBP domain-containing protein
Exons: 4
Coding region: 519-1199 (226 amino acids)
Biological process (GO): regulation of signal transduction; regulation of cell growth
Cellular component (GO): extracellular region
Molecular function (GO): insulin-like growth factor binding
Source: RefSeq, a predicted model, not a curated record
UUAAGGAUAAAGCGGUCAAGGGUGUGACCUUUGAGACUGUUUGAAGAUCUGUUCUGAAAACUAUAAGCCAGGCGGAAAGGGGUGUUUUAUUGCGUAGUAGCUUAUGAAAACGGCGCACACAGGUCUUCUCAGAUAACCUGCCAAUGUCCCAAUCUUGUCCUUGUUGCUUGUGGACGAUUAUCUUGAUCACACCGUGAAUUGCACCCUCUGCUAUUGGUCAUGUGACCUGCGCACAAAGGGUCCAGUCUUUUCCCCUUGGACCAACGUGUUGGUUUUAAGACAAAAAAGAAAACAACAGAGCGAUUGUAAAGAUAAGACUUGGGGAUAAUUAACAGCAAAUCCAGACUCAACAAACGUAAUGCCCCAUCAUCCAUUGGUCGUGAAGAAGGGAGGAGGUUUGUUGGUGUGAGGUUGAAUGAUGUGUGUGUGGUCGUAAAAUGUGGUCUUGUUCGUGAGGACCGUUAUAUAAACGGGGCGUACGCUUCAAGCCGACCCAUCUCAAAACGUGAAGCCCAACCAUGAGUCCAUGCGUCUUCUCAGUCUUGGUCAUUUUGUGGCUGUCAAUGGCUGUGGAAAUGGCCACCUUGGAGGGCCAGCAGAUCCUCCAAGCCUUGCACUGUCCACCCUGCGAACGCAUUCAUUGUUCCCCUCGUAAAGCGCUGAAGCUCCAGUGUCAGGGUGGUGUAACCACUGGGAUUUGCGGUUGUUGUCCAGCCUGUGCCAAACUUGCAGGAGAAAGCUGUGGAGGCACCUGGGACUACCUGGGGAAGUGCGAUGAAGGGCUGGUUUGCGUUUACCAAGAAGCUACAGAUGGAAAACCAGAGGCAGAACGCAAGGGAACCUGCAAAUCAGUGCUUGAGGUUCUCAAAGCCGACACUUGCAGACCUGAGUGCACGUGGGAGUUCUGCAAGGCAAAUCCCAAUGAAAUAUGCUCAGCAAGGUCUGUGUCGAUGGAGAAGCGUGAGUGCGGAGGUCACUGCCAGCACACAACCUGCUCCAGCUGCUUGGUUCUCAGACCUCCAUCUUGUGCUCAGUCCUGUUCCCCAACAGACCACGUCUGUCUGCAUCGCUUUGGAAGGUGUGUGCGUGGUCACCUGACCGAAGAAAAACAUCCAUCCGUCUGCCACCAGAACCUACAGAACAACUCUGAGGGAUUCUUUGUGUGUUUGGCUCCUGCCUGUCCAACUGCAGCAAACUGAUUCUACAUUUUAAGAGGAACUCAAAUAAUACAAUUCAGUUAUAAAAUGUAGCACAAAAGGCAGCUAUUUUUAUCAAUGCAUUUCAUUAUUAUGUAAAAAUGUUACUGUAUAAUAUAAAUCAUGAAUAAUAAAAAAUGUGAUUUAUAAAUGCUGUGAAAUUUUACGCAUUAAUGUUGUACAGCUCCUAUGUUUUAUACAAUCUUAAACACUUCUGUGUUGUUGUCAUUAAAACAUGAUAAAACAGUGUUAACUCUGCAUAUGUAUUCUAAUAUUGGUUUGUGCAAAUGAUUUAUGAAUAAAACUGGCUUUCAAUUUCAUUUAUAUAUAUAUAUAUAUAUAUAUAUAUAUAAAUA